Messenger RNA from Osmia lignaria (orchard mason bee), 1890 nucleotides. Its product is annotated as glutathione synthetase-like. Gene Ontology annotation, cellular component: cytosol. The record is from RefSeq and is a predicted model, not a curated record. Gene Ontology annotation, biological process: glutathione biosynthetic process. Lineage: Eukaryota; Metazoa; Arthropoda; Insecta; Hymenoptera; Megachilidae. Gene Ontology annotation, molecular function: glutathione binding; ATP binding; glutathione synthase activity.
AGAAAAGAAUUAUGGAGUUAAGUAUUGAUUUACCUUCUUCUAAAAAAGAACUAGAAGAAUUAAUAGAGAAAGCAAAGGAUUGGGCACUCAUGCAUGGAAUGUGUAUGAGAUCAAAACAAAACUUUAAUAAAAAUAUUUUACAAUUUGCACCAUUCAUUUUGGUGCCAUCUCCAUUUCCUAGAAAAGAAUUUGAAAAUGCCUGUAAGAUGCAAACCAUGUUAAACAUACUUAUACAUCGAGUUGCUCAGGACUACAACUUCCUAAGAGAAACAUUAGAAGAAACAAUAAAGGUUGAUAGUUUUACUAAAGAAUUAUUUGAAAUUUGCCGAACUAUUCACGAUGAAGGAGGAUCAGCACAAAAAAUAUCUUUUGGUAUACUACGCUCAGACUUAAUGUUGGACACAAGUUGUGCAAAAGAGAACAUGAGUGAGAAAUAUAUUCCAUACUGCUGUUGGAAACAAGUUGAAAUAAAUACAAUUGCAUCUGGAUUUGGCUGGUUAGGUCCUGCGUCAACAAAAUUACACAAAUUUGUGCUAGAAGAACUUGGUUAUUAUGACAAAUUAAAAGAUCUUCCUGAGAAUAAUGCAUUACAAAUUAUAUGUUCAAGUAUGGUUGAAGCAUGGAAGAUGUAUGGAAAUAAACAAGCAGUAAUUUUAUUUGUUAUUGAAGAUGUCACAUAUAAUAUAUGCGAUCAACGUUUUCACGAAUUUGAAAUUAGAAAACAAAAUCCGAAUGUUAGAGUUAUUAGGAGAAAUUUAACAGAAUUAGCAGCAUCUGCUAAAUUGGGUCCUGAAAAGGAAUUAAUAGUAGAGAAUUAUGUUGUGUCAGUAGUAUAUUAUAGAUGUGGUUAUGAACCUGGACAAUAUCCAACACAAAAAGAAUGGAGUGUAAGAUUACUAAUAGAGAGAUCUUUAGCAAUUAAAUGUCCCACCAUUCAAUAUCAUUUGGCUGGAACCAAGAAGGUUCAACAGGCUCUUGCGAAACCAGGUGUUAUUAGCAAGUUUCUAAAGAAUGAAAAGAUAUGUGCUGAAAUUAAAGAAAUAUUCACUGAGCUUUAUGCAUUAGACUUUAAUGAACAUGGAGAUGCUGCUAUAGAAUUGGCAAUUGCAAACCCAGACCACUAUGUACUAAAACCUCAGAGGGAAGGAGGUUGCAAUAACAAGUAUGGAUUAGAUAUAAAGCAUUUCUUAGAGUCUGUGAAAGAUAAACAAGAGAGAGUAGCUUGGAUUCUUAUGAAUAAAAUUCAUCCUCCGAUUCAUAAAAGCUACAUGAUAAGACCAGAAAUCGAUAUGAGUACGGAAUUACAAGAAUUAGUUUCAGAGUUAGGGAUAUUUGGAGUUAUUAUUGCUGAUGAAAACAAUGUGUACAUGAAUAAACAAAGUGGUCACAUGUUAAGAACAAAGGUAGCUACUGCUAACGAGGGUGGUGUAGCAACAGGAUUAGGUGCAUGUGACAGUCUACUUUUAAUUGAUUAAAAGAUACAUUGAAAUGGUAUUUUAUACUGAAUGAAAUUCUAUUAGAAGUUAAAUUUUACAUUAGUUUAUAAUAAAUAAAUUCUAUUAUAAACUAAGUGUACAGUCAGUUCUAGCUUAUUAAACUUGUACUUCUUUUGGGAUGUGGUUUUAAUUUUAUAUUGUUAAGUCUUACAUACAGUAAAUACAUUGAGUUAUAGCAGAAGAAGAAAACAUCUAAGAGGAAAUAUGUGCAUAGUAUAUAGGCGGUAAUAGGAUAGAUAAAAUUAAGAUACUUAUUAAUUAUGAAAUGCCAAAUGUAAUUGAAUAUAAAUUACAACCAAUAUUAUGUAUGGAAAUGUUUUUAAAAGCUUUUUUAUUUCCAGUUUAUCAGUAUCAUAAGUAUUGUGAUUUUUAUAAAACUUGUUUAAAUGCAUUU